Molecule: messenger RNA, 713 nt
Organism: Helianthus annuus (common sunflower)
Lineage: Eukaryota; Viridiplantae; Streptophyta; Magnoliopsida; Asterales; Asteraceae
Product: ethylene-responsive transcription factor ERF026
Exons: 1
Coding region: 13-525 (170 amino acids)
Biological process (GO): regulation of DNA-templated transcription
Molecular function (GO): DNA binding; DNA-binding transcription factor activity
Source: RefSeq, a predicted model, not a curated record
UCCACAAAAGAUAUGAACAAGAAAAACCAUCACAGCCCUGCAGCUCCUACUACCGGAAGCCGACACCCGCUCUAUCAUGGUAUCAGAUGCAGGCUUAAGACUGGAAAAUGGGUUUCUGAAAUUCGGGUUCCACACUCGUCCACCCGCAUUUGGUUGGGCACGUAUCCCACACCCGAGAUGGCGGCUGCGGCUCACGAUGCGGCUGCAUUGGCUCUCAAAGGAUCUAAUGCAUUACUAAACUUUCCCGACUCAGUUCUGCCUGAUCCUCUUCCUGAGUGUCCCACUGCUGAUGACAUAUGUGCGGUGGCUGCACGCGCAGCAGCUGCUCGACAUCCGUCAAAUAAGGAGGAGACUGGAAGCAGUACACGUGGAGAAUUUUUGGACCAUGACGCAAUAUUCGACAUGCCAAAUAUGUUAUCCGAUAUGGCGGAAGGAAUGAUGCUGAGCCCGCCGAGAAUGAACUCUAUCCCGCCACAGGAGUAUGAAGAUAGCUCCGGUGGAUGGAAUAAUCUAUGGGACUACUGAAGAUAAGCACAAUAUCAGAAGGAAGGUAUGCAUGAAUUAAGCUCUGAGUAUUUGUGCAAAGUUAUAUUUAUUAGAUGUUCGAUUUUCUGUUUUUCAUUGUUGCAUGACUGCAUGCAACUCAAUAGAUUGUAUCCAUCCAUGUAGUUGAUGUCUAUCAUUAUUAUAUUAAUAAUUUAUAAAUAAACAAG